This is a messenger RNA of Misgurnus anguillicaudatus (oriental weatherfish), 2280 nucleotides long. The record is from RefSeq and is a predicted model, not a curated record. NCBI's taxonomy places the organism in Eukaryota, Metazoa, Chordata, Actinopteri, Cypriniformes, Cobitidae.
UCAUACGCAUUUGUAACAACAUGAAAUUUUAUUUUUCUAAUUAAUUUAUUUAAUAAUAUGCUCACCCCUUCAUAUGGGUAUUUAUACUGUAUUACGUUAUCAUGACAGAGUAUCACAAAUCUGUUCCUAAUGUAUUGUUCUGUCUGCUGAUAGAAAAGUUUUCCCUAUUUUAAAAAUACUUACAUUUUUAUAUCACAAAGCUGUAAUGUUGAGUGGUAGUUUAUUAUGUACAAUUCUAAAGGUUGAUGCCCUUUGUCCCCUUAAAGAUUGUUGAAUGAACUUUCCCUCGUAUAUGAAUGUGCUUGAAUGCAUAGUGAAGUUAAGAGAGAUAAAUCACUGCUCGCACCUGUAGCUGCUUGACUAAUAUUGGACUUAACUCAAGUUUAGCCGGUAAUGAUAGUGCAUGCUGAAUAACAGGUACAAUGAACGGACAGGAUUAUCUGAUGUUUGGUCCAGUUUUCUUAACCCUCCUGGUGAUGACUGUCCCAGUUGUUCAGAGCGGGAAUGUUCUUGUCUUUCCUGUAGAGGGCAGUCACUGGGUCAACAUGAACAUCUUGAUUGAGGGUCUUCACUCUAAAGGUCACAAUAUCACAGUCAUCCGGAUGUCAGACAGCUGGUACGUCAAAGAAUCUUCACCUCAUUACACAUCAAUCACUGUGAAGACUGCAGGAGGAUUUGAUGAAGAAUUCUUUAAGGUGUUUGCAUCAAAUCUGCUAAACAUUUUAAGGGACGGCUCCACUUGGGCUCGCCUGAAACUGGAGAUAGAAAUGUGGCAAACUAUUUCAGAGAGGACUGCAGUAGUAAUUGAUCUAAUAGUCAAGAUGUUAGAAGACCAGCAGCUAAUACAGUCCCUAAAAGAGAGCAAAUAUGAUUUGAUUCUUACAGAUCCAGCCAUGUUUGGAGGUGUAAUAUUGGGUCAUUAUCUUAAACUGCCCAUGGUCUACAAUGUCCGGUGGACUUUGUUUAGUGAGGCGCAUUUUGCAAUAGCCCCUUCACCACUUUCUUAUGUACCUUUGCCAAUGAUUGAGUUAUCAGACCACAUGAGUUUCUUUGAAAGAGUGAAGAAUAUUUUGAUGUAUACUAUAACUCAAACACAGUUUGCUCUCAUUAUUGCUCCACAAUAUAAUGCACUAUGUGAACGCUUCAUUGGGCCAGGAACAUCUUACUUAUCCUUAGUUCAGGGUGCUGAUUUGUGGCUCCACAGGGUUGAUUUUAUUUUCGAAUUUCCACGUCCCACUAUGCCAAACAUCAUCUACAUGGGUGGCUUUCAGUGCAAGCCAUCAAAGCCUCUUCCGAAAGAUCUCGAGGACUUUGUGCAGAGCUCUGGUGAUCAUGGUGUCAUCGUCAUGUCUCUGGGCACUCUCAUUGGUCAACUUCCUGAUGAUGUGGCAGAGGCCAUUGCUGAAGCUUUUGCUGAACUUCCACAGAAGAUCAUCUGGAGGUACAAAGGAAGGAGACCAUCUGCAUUGGGAAACAACACCUUAAUAAUGGACUGGAUACCUCAGAAUGAUCUUCUGGGUCAUCCUAAAACCAGAGCUUUUGUGGCUCAUGGUGGAACCAAUGGAGUCCAAGAAGCUAUCUACCAUGGGGUACCAAUCAUUGGAUUUGGACUCAUCUUUGACCAGCCUGAUAAUCUUUCAAAGAUGAGAGUGAAGGGUGUAGCCAAGACCGUAGACUUUGCCACAGUGGAUAAGGACUCCUUUCUAGAAACUGUCAAGGAGGUUCUUUAUAAUCCCAAUUAUCGGGAGAACAUGCAGAGACUCUCGAGACUUCACAGAGACGUUCCAGUGAAGCCUCUGGACAACGCCAUCUUCUGGAUUGAGUUUGUCAUGAGGCACAAAGGUGCCGCUCAUUUACGCACAGAGUCGUACAAAAUGCCCUGGUACUCGUAUCACUCCGUUGAUGUCAUGCUGUUCCUGCUGUCUGCUGUGUCACUCAUAAUGCUGACCACAUAUGUGCUUAUCAGAUAUUUAUGCUGCAGAAUAUGUAGGAGAAAAAACAAACUGGAAUGAUUUUUUUACAUUUAGUUAAAUUUACAAUUUGUGUGUUUUACUACAGAUAUAUCAUACAGGAAACUUUCAUUUGCUUUUGUCCUUGAUAAAUAUUGAAUGUUUCACUGUCGGUCUUUGGUGAUUUUUGCCAGUCAGGAUCAUCUUCAAGUUCAUUGUUUAUUUGUAGUUAAUAUCUAAUUUAAUGGAUAAGCAUUGUCCUACACAAUAUGUAAGGAUAAUGUAGAGGCAGCCGGUAGUUAUCGGGAAAUAAGCCCCGACAGUGUGAUCA